Molecule: messenger RNA, 984 nt
Organism: Fraxinus pennsylvanica
Lineage: Eukaryota; Viridiplantae; Streptophyta; Magnoliopsida; Lamiales; Oleaceae
Source: the annotation of a GenBank genome assembly
AUGAUAGACAUAGCCUGUUCCAUUGUUGGGAAGCUUGCAGAAUACACAGUCGAUCCAGUUUUGCGCCAAAUCAAGUACUUGUUCUUCUACAACAGUAACAUUCAGAAUUUGCAGAAUAAAGUUCAAGAACUUGAAAAUAAGAGAAAUGACGUGAGACUACUGGUUGGUGCCGCCGAAAGAAAUACUGAAAUCAUCGGGGAAGAAGUUUCGGCAUGGUUGCAAAAGGUCGAUGACUUAAAGGAAAAAGCUCACGAAAUUUUCAACAGUGUAGCAGGUUCUGAAAUGCGGUGUCUAUUCAAUAGAUGUCCAAAUUUGAAGUCUCGUUACUUAUUAAGCAGGAGAGCCACAAAGAAGACUAUUGAGGCUGAUAAACUCAAAGGGGAAGGUACAUUUGAGAGGGUGGGCUAUCCUCGACCGCCGGUGCAGAUGUUGAACCUAACUUCCCACGAGGGUUUCGAAACAAGGUUAUCAACUAAGAAGAAAAUCAAGGAAGCUCUAAAGGACAAAGAUAUCGGCAUAAUUGGGAUCUGUGGCAUGCCUGGAGUUGGUAAGACAACAAUGGCAAUGGAAAUAGCCAAAGAAGCCAAAGAUGAGAAAUUCUUUGAGGAGGUUGCAUUUGCAGUUGUAUCUAACGAUCCAGACAUAAACAAAAUUCAAGAUCAACUCGCUGAAGCGCUUGACGAUGUGUGGACAGAAAUUGAUUUGGGAACUAUAGGAAUUCCAUCUCCACGUGAUCGCAGAGGGUUGAAAAUUAUGUUUACAACGCGAAUUGAAGAAACGUGUAUUACAAUGGAAGCCCAAAGGACAUUCGAAAUCAAAGUUUUGGAUGAAAAAGAAGCAUGGCAACUUUUCAAGGAUAAGGCAGGGAUUUCUGAUGAUGAUACUGAUGCCGAAUUCAUAAGCAUAGCCAAAGCAGUUGCACAUGAAUGUGGAUGUCUACCUCUUGCACUAGUGGCUGCUGGCAUAGCACUGAAAAACACAUGA